AUGCAUCAUGAAACGGAAUCUCAGGUUGGAAGUAGUAUUAUUCACAAUUUUACUUGGAUUAUACCGAAUUUCAAAAAAAUAGAAGCACUAGCUCCAAGGCCUCAAUGUUUUCAUAGUCCUCAGUGGACUUGCAACAUAUGUGUAUUCGAUGACAACGGAUGUUCUUAUAUACCUUUAAACUGGAGAUUAAAAUUCCAUCCUAACGGUAAUAGUGAAAGUUCCCAAAACAGCAUCAGUUGCUAUCUAGAAACCAUAUUUCCGAAUGACGCACAACCUUCUUCACGAAUCAAUGUAAAUUUUUAUAUUGGUUUUUAUGUUCCUGUCCAACAAGGAGAAAGCCGGAUCUUAAAAUUAGUAAAACGUCGUAGUGAAAGACAUGAAUUUUUAAAGGUAAAACCGGCUUGGGGAUGGCCAAGUUUUUGUUCAAAAACAGUUCUAAACUGUGAAGGGAAUAACAAUGCUAAUAAUACUGAAGAACCUGAGAUACUAUUACCGGAAAUGCUUCAGCAGACAGGAAAUGUUUUGGAGGAUGAUACUCUUGUUGUUCAUGUUGUGAUAAUCACACCGAAUCCAGGCGGAAUGCCAGAGGAAUUAGAGGAAUCAAUGGCACGAUUAUCAUUAAAUUCACGGACAGCUUUGACGGCGUUUUCACAGACUUUAAAUACACCAAAUUUCAGUGACAUCAAAUUCUUAGUUGAAGGACGAACAAUUCUUGCACAUCAGGUUAUAUUAGCAGAAAGAUCUCACUAUUUCAAAACAUUAAUAAAGAAUGACUGGACACAAGAAAUCAAAGAAUCGAAGCCAGUGCGUAUUCAUGAUGUAGAUUAUAACACUUUUUAUUAUGUUCUGCAUUACUUGUAUUCCGGUACUUUACUGGAAAUUACGGGUGAUACGGUUUUCGUCAAGAUUGCACAGCUUCGAAAAAUAUUUAUCGAUGCGGAAAUGCGUAAACCGCUCGAAGUGGACGCUGUGCAUGAGCUUGUUGAAGUUGUCAUUUCAGAAUUAAUUAGUUUGAUAAAUAUGAACACUUGGGAUAAUUUACUUUUAUUUGCUUGGGAACGUGAUCUUGGGCGUUUACGGAAAGCUGUUUGCCGGUUUGCGAAACGAAACUGGAUUGAGCUUCGCGAAAGUGAAUCCUUCAAGAAUAUACUACGCGAUGCAAACGUUGAUGUGGUAGAAGAUCUCAUUACAUCAGUCAAGAUAUGA
Molecule: messenger RNA, 1206 nt
Organism: Scutellospora calospora
Lineage: Eukaryota; Fungi; Glomeromycota; Glomeromycetes; Diversisporales; Gigasporaceae
Source: the annotation of a GenBank genome assembly